UAAGACAAAAUCUCUAGGAAACAAUGGAUUGUCCCCUUACCUUCAGGAGAGGAUUUUAUUUAUUUAAACCGUAAAGAAUGGUGACACCAUUUACUGCAACAUCCAGUGCCUCCCAUCUAUGCACCCCUGCAAGCUGCCUUUCUUCUCCCCACCACCACCUAGAGACCUUCUGGGCUGUCCUAUUUAGACGGGAACCUGUUUAACGUGAUGGUUUUAAAUAGCCUGGAUCUCACUGAAAACCGCCCCUUUCAUGUUUUUGUUUUGUUUUGUUUCGUUUUUUUGGGUUUUUUUUGUCUGUGUGUGUGUGUGUGCUCGGCUGAUAAAACAGGAAUUUUUGUGACCAAAGUGAAGCUCUCCCGAACCUCUUAAGAACAGAUAGGCUCCAGUAAAAUAGUUUUUUUCUCUCCUCUGGGUUUCCUGGAAUAACACAUUAAUUAAAAACAUAUAAAUAUUUGAGUCUUCCCCCCUCCCUUCUUUCUUCUGCCUAGGGUGAUGCAAAGGAAACAAAGCUUGGGUAAACCAGAUCAGAAAGAUUUGAAUGAAAACCUCGCUGCCACGCAGGGGCUGGCCCAUAUGAUUGCCGAGUGCAAGAAGCUCUUCCAGGUUCCCGAGGAAAUGAGUCGAUGUCGGAAUUCCUACACAGAACAGGAGCUGAAGCCCCUCACUCUAGAAGCACUGGGACGCCUGCGUAACGACGAGUCGGCUGACUACCAGCACUUCCUCCAGGACUGUGUGGAUAGCCUGUUUAAAGAAGUCAAGGAGAAGUUUAAGGGCUGGGUCAGCUACUCCACAUCGGAGCAGGCUGAACUGUCCUAUAAGAAAGUGAGCGAAGGACCGCCUCUGAGGCUUUGGAGGUCAACCAUCGAAAUCCCUGCUAUGCCUGAGGAGAUCUUAAAGCGCCUCCUUAAAGAGCAGCACCUCUGGGAUGUAGACCUUUUGGAUUCAAAAGUGAUUGAAAUCCUAGACAGCCAAACUGAAAUUUACCAGUAUGUCCAAAACAGUAUGGCGCCCCACCCUGCCCGGGACUACGUUGUUUUGAGAACAUGGAGGACUAAUUUACCUAAGGGGGCAUGUGCCCUUUUACUCACCUCUGUGGAUCACGACCGGGCACCUGUGGUGGGGGUGAGAGUCAACGUGCUCCUGUCCAGGUAUCUGAUCGAACCCUGCGGGUCAGGGAAAUCCAAACUCACCUACAUGUGCAGAGCCGACUUAAGGGGCCACAUGCCAGAGUGGUACACAAAAUCUUUCGGACAUUUGUGUGCAGCUGAAGUUGUGAAGAUCCGAGACUCUUUCAAUAAUCAGAACACUGAAACCAAAGACCCCAAAUCUAGGUGAUUACUGAAGCCAAGCGACUGCGUCCGCCGUCUGGAUAGUUGUUUCUAGAAUUCUUGCCAGUCCUUGGAAGAAUGCGUUCUGAGUCUAAUCUGAAACAAAGCAAACGACAAGUUGGAGUGUAGGAAUUGACUUUUCGUGAUUUAAGACAUUUUCAAAGCUGCUUCCUGUUUGUUUAAGGUCUAGAGUACAGACCUUGACUGGAAUAUGUAAGACUGUGCAAAAAAAAAAAAAAAAAAAAAAAGUAUUCUUAUCCAAACUGCUUCUGAGAAGCAAAACUAUAAAUACAUCAUGAAAAAUAAUGAAGAUACUUCAUUCUCUUGUGAUUCUGGCGUAUGUGUACCUAUGUCAUUUUAUUUGCAGCGUGCUGAGGGACUGGCGUAUCCACUGGAAUAGUUGGUACUCUUUGACAUGUUUCUCACUGAGAUGAGCAAAGAAAGGUUUGCACAGAGGAGUGUGUGUAUGUGUGUUUGUUGCUGGUCGAAUGGCACAGAUGUAUACGUUGGAACACAGUGUCUGGCACACUGAGAUGCCUCCCAGGAGGAUACUGAUGCGUCAGGUUCAGUUUAACCUGGAAUAUCUGACUGCCCAUGGAUCCAUGCAGAAAGGGAACCCCAAAACCCUCGCCCACUUAUUUUUUUUCCAAGUCAUUAAGCACAUUCCUUUUUUUACCAACCUCCUCUUUCCUUAAAGUAAUUGUAGUAGCUUGAUUCCGCUGUCCCGUCUCAAACACAGUACGUCUUUAGAUCUGAUUGCAAAUAGUGAUACACUUUUUACCCGGUAUAGAUCAGGUCAGGGAAGAAACUCCGCCCGCCCCACCCCCUUCCCCACCCUUACUAGCUCCAGAGCACAGUUUUAUUGUGUGUUUUUGUGUUUGUUUUUUAAGUCGAGAUGUAACAACUGAACACUCUAACAUCUCCUCAGUCGAGCCCCAGAACUUUUUACCUGCUGGAAUUUUUUGCAUUUUCAUGUUUCGAACCCAAACUCUUGAAGACAUACUGAAAACAUAGGAAACUACGUCUGUCCCAAGGAAAUCCCUGUAAAUUUAAACCAAGGUAUUAAAAUUUAACAACAGGCGUGGAUUCUGGUUAUUCGUAGCGCUUCUGAAAGCUGCCCAUACUUAGUAAUUGGAUCUGUCCUUUUCAGCAAAUAGGUUUUCUGGUUUUGUGACUUUUUUUUUCCCCCCUCGGCUUUGUUUUCCCUACAUUUCUUUUUCUUCCCCUUUAUAAUGAUGCCCCUGGAAUGUAUGUUAGUGGUAAAUGAAAAUAGCUAUUAUAGAAAGAAAACCCAAAAAAAGUGCCAGCACCGUUUUUUGGAAGGGUGGUCUUUAUACAGGUUUUACCGUAACCGUGAAGAUUGACUCAUGAGACAGUAUUAGUGACUUUAUUUUGUAUGGAUCAAAAGUGAAUAAUGUAUGAAUGAGAGUUGUAAGAAGGAGUUUUAUUUUGUUAUAACAUAUUAUAGUUACCAUUGUCAGUGUUAUUUCAAAGGUUCUUUGAAGAAUUUGCAGCGGGGGAAGAUUAGAGUUUUAAAAUUUGAGUAUUUUGGAUAUCAGUGUUCCUUAUGAAGAUAUACUUGUAUAUGCAAUUUUAAUAGCUUUCAGAUUUGUAAGAUUGUAUGUUGUAUAUACCAUUCUAUUAAGAUAAAGAAACAUGUCCACAUGUCCACUGUGCUUUCAAACCUAGAUAAAGCAUGACAAAAAUUAUUAUUUAAAAUAUACUUGUAUUUAUACCUCAGAUAUUCUUUUGGGUUUUGUACCUCAAUGCUUUUUUUUUUUUCCUAAUGUAAAUACACUUUACAUGAAUACAGUCUAAGUAAAAAAAAAUAAAAGAAGAGGUUUAUAACUUGCUCUAUAUCUGUACAGAAUAUAAUCCGUAAGUGCACUAUUAAAUGUUUAAAGUAAGGGAAAGGUCUGGCCUGCUUUCCUUUGUAUCGCAUCUCACGCCUACCCUUAGAACCACAGAUUGCAAAGCAUAUCAUCCUGGCAUCAGCCAAAAUGAAAAUCAGAUUUGCUGAAGGAAAAAUGGGACUGCAAAUAAUUUCAAGGCCAAACUGCAACUGAGCCACUCACUAACAAACAGGAAACCCUAGUGAAGGUUCAGGAAGCAUGGAGAUGCUGUCCUAACAAAGGUCGUUAGGAAACGAUGCUGAGAAAGUUAUAAGAAUAAGGAACCAGGAAGAGUAAGAUGCUCAUAUAAGCAAAGCCAAGGUCACCGUUUAAUUCCACAAAAGGUCUCUUUCCCACUGUUCAGCUUUCCUGUGGAAAGGAUUCCUUAACAUAUUUGACAACAGGAGAAUUCAGAGGAUGUGAAUGUUCCAAGAACUCUGUGUAAGUCACCUAAAGUGAUAUUGCCACAACUUACUAAUUGUGACUCAUCACCUAGAUUGUAAGCUCUUUGAGGGCAGGGCUCUCCUCCACAUCUUUAUAACCCCCUACAGCGGCUUUCAGCGUUUUGUACUUGUAGGCACCUAAUAAAUUUAUUAUUUGCUAAAUGGAA
Messenger RNA from Panthera uncia (snow leopard), 3830 nucleotides. Its product is annotated as rho GTPase-activating protein 7. Lineage: Eukaryota; Metazoa; Chordata; Mammalia; Carnivora; Felidae. Gene Ontology annotation, biological process: regulation of Rho protein signal transduction; actin cytoskeleton organization. The record is from RefSeq and is a predicted model, not a curated record. The transcript has 5 exons. Gene Ontology annotation, cellular component: membrane raft; focal adhesion. Bases 493 to 1335 code for a protein of 280 amino acids. Gene Ontology annotation, molecular function: lipid binding; GTPase activator activity.